Pteropus alecto (black flying fox) is the source of this 4613-nucleotide messenger RNA. RefSeq names its product LDL receptor related protein 8 (gene LRP8). NCBI's taxonomy places the organism in Eukaryota, Metazoa, Chordata, Mammalia, Chiroptera, Pteropodidae. The record is from RefSeq and is a predicted model, not a curated record. The annotation marks the transcript as partial. The transcript is spliced from 21 exons. Gene Ontology annotation, molecular function: calcium ion binding; protein binding.
GCCUCGCCUCGUGCCGCGAAGCUGCCCGCCAUCCCAGGAACCCUCCUGCCCUCCUUCAGGAUCGAGGGUGCCGGAGGCCUCCGAGGUCGUUGGCUUCAGCAUCGUCUCCUUUCCUUAACCCCAAUAGAACCCUCCGUGUGGCCUCGGAUUCGGCUCACGCCCCCUUUCCCCCGCUCAGGGCCCGUCAAGGAAUGUGACGAGGACCAGUUCCGGUGCCGGAAUGAGCGCUGCAUCCCCUCUGUAUGGAGAUGCGACGAGGACGAUGACUGCUCGGACAACAGCGACGAGGAUGACUGCCCCAAGAAGACCUGUAUGGACAGCGACUUCACCUGUGACAAUGGCCACUGCAUCCCUGAGCGGUGGAAGUGUGAUGGCGAGGAGGAGUGUUCUGAUGGCUCCGAUGAGUCUGAGGCCGCUUGCACCAAGCAGGUGUGUCCUGCAGAGAAGCUGAGCUGUGGACCCACCAGCCACAAGUGUGUGCCCGCCUCGUGGCGCUGCGACGGGGAGAAGGACUGCGAAAGCGGAGCGGACGAGGCCGGCUGUGCCACCUUGUGCGCCCCGCAUGAAUUCCAGUGCAGCAACCGCACUUGCCUGGCCGCGGUGUUCGUGUGCGAUGGCGACGAUGACUGCGGCGAUGGCAGUGACGAGCGCGGCUGUGCUGACCCGGCCUGCGGGCCCCGCGAGUUCCGCUGCGGCGGCGACGGCGGCGCCUGCAUCCCCGAGCGCUGGGUCUGCGACCGCCAAUUCGACUGCGAGGACCGCUCGGACGAGGUGGCUGAGCUCUGCGGCCGCACUGGCCCGGGGGCCACGUCCGCGCCCGCUGCCUGUGCCAUCGCUGCCCAGUUCGCCUGCCGCAGCGGCGAGUGCGUGCACCUGGGCUGGCGCUGUGACGGCGACCACGACUGCAAGGACAAGUCGGACGAGGCCGACUGCCCGCUGGGAACCUGUCGUGGAGAUGAGUUCCAGUGUGGGGAUGGGACCUGUGUCUCUGCAAUCAAGCUCUGCAACCAGGAACAGGACUGUCCAGACGGGAGUGAUGAAGCUGGCUGCCUGCAGGAGUCAACAUGUGAGGGUCCCCGCAGAUUUCAGUGUAAGAGUGGCGAGUGCGUGGACGGCGGGAAAGUGUGUGAUGCUCAGAGGGACUGCCGGGACUGGUCGGAUGAGCCUCUGAAAGAGUCUGUUCUGCUGCCAUCUCGGAGAAACAGGAGGAGGCCCAGGGGUGAAGGGGAACAUUCCCUAAGUAUGGCUCAGGCUGGAGGGCUGAACGAGUGUCUGCACAACAAUGGCGGCUGCUCCCACAUCUGCACUGACCUCAAGAUCGGUUUUGAAUGCACCUGCCCAGCUGGCUACCGGCUCCUGGACCAGAAGACCUGUGGCGACAUUGACGAGUGUGAGGACCCAGACGCCUGCAGCCAAAUCUGUGUCAAUUACAAAGGCUACUUUAAGUGCGAGUGCCACCCUGGCUAUGAGAUGGACACAUUAACCAAGAACUGCAAGGCUGUCGCUGGCAGAAGCCCGUCCCUAAUCUUCACUAACCGGCACGAAGUGCGGAGGAUAGACCUGGUAAAGCGAGACUACUCACGCCUCAUCCCUAUGCUCAAGAACGUUGUGGCUCUGGAUGUCGAAGUUGCCACCAAUCGCAUCUACUGGUGUGACCUCUCUUACCGCAAGAUCUACAGCGCCUACAUGGACAAGGCCAGUGACCCAGCAGAGCAGGAGGUGCUCAUUGACAAGCAGCUACACUCUCCAGAGGGCCUGGCGGUGGACUGGGUCCACAAGCACAUCUACUGGACGGACUCGGGCAACAAGACCAUCUCAGUGGCCACAGUUGAUGGUGGCCGGCGAUGCACUCUUUUCAGCCAGGACCUCAGUGAACCCCGGGCCAUCGCUGUCGACCCCCUGCGAGGGUUCAUGUAUUGGUCUGACUGGGGGUAUCAGGCCAAGAUCGAGAAGUCCGGGCUCAAUGGUAUGGACCGACAAAUACUCGUGUCAGACAAUAUUGAGUGGCCCAACGGAAUCACCCUGGAUUUGCUGAACCAGCGCUUAUACUGGGUAGACUCCAAGCUGCACCAGCUGUCCAGCAUUGACUUCAGCGGAGGCAACAGAAAGAUGCUGAUUUCCUCCCCUGACUUCCUUAGUCACCCUUUUGGGAUAGCUGUGUUUGAGGACAAGAUAUUCUGGACAGACUUGGAGAAUGAGGCCAUUUUCAGUGCAAAUCGGCUCAACGGCCUGGAAAUCUCUGUCCUAGCUGAGAACCUCAACAACCCACAUGACAUUGUCAUCUUCCAUGAGCUGAAGCAGCCAAGAGCUGCAGAUGCCUGCGAGCUGAGUGCCCAGCCCAAUGGAGGCUGUGAGUACCUGUGCCUUCCUGCUCCUCAGAUCUCCAGCCACUCUCCCAAGUACACGUGUGCCUGUCCUGACACAAUGUGGCUGGGCCCAGAUAUGAAGAGGUGUUACCGAGCACCUCAAUCUACCUCAACUACGACGUUAGCCUCUACCACGACGAGGACAGUAGCCGAUACAAGAGCCCCUGGGGCCACCAUCCACAGCCCCAGCUACCAGAACCACAGCACAGAGACACCAAGCCUGGCAGCUGCGGUCCCAAGCUCAGUUAAUGUCCCCAGGGCUUCCAGCAUCAGCCCGUCUACCCCAAGCCCUGCAACCAGCAACCACUCCCAGCAUUAUGGGAAUGAAGGUGGCAAGAUGGGCUCAACAGUCACUGCUGCUGUCAUUGGGAUCAUUGUUCCCAUCGCGGUAAUUGCCCUCCUGUGUAUGAGUGGCUACCUGAUCUGGAGAAAUUGGAAGCGGAAGAACACCAAAAGCAUGAAUUUUGACAACCCAGUAUACAGAAAAACAACAGAAGAGGAGGAUGAAGAUGAGCUCCACAUAGGGAGGACUGCUCAGAUUGGCCAUGUCUAUCCUGCAGCAAUCAGCAGCUUUGAUCGCCCACUGUGGGCAGAGCCCUGUCUUGGGGAGACCAGAGAACUGGAAGACCCAACCCCUGCCCUCAAGGAGCUUUUUGUCUUGCCGGGGGAACCAAGGUCACAGCUGCACCAACUCCCGAAGAACCCUCUUUCCGAGCUGCCUGUCGUCAAGUGCAAGCGAGUGGCAUUAAGCCUUGAAGAUGAUGGACUGCCCUGAGGAUGGGACCACUCCCUUCGUGCCUCAUGGAAUUCAGUUCCAUGCACUACACUACCUGGCUGGUGUGUGCCUGGAUGGAAGGGUUUCUGUAUAUGGGUCUGUGUGAGUGAAUAUGUGUGUGUGUGUAAUUUUUUUCUUUAAUUUAUGUUGGGGAAAGGUAACCACAAAGUUAUAAUGAACUGCAAACAUCCAAAGGAUGUGAGAGUUUUUAUAUGUAUAAUGUUUUAUACACUUUUUAACUGGUUGCACUACCCAUGAGGAAUUCAUGGAAUGGCUACUGCUGAGUGACUAACAUGAUGUACAUAACCAAAUGGGGCCGAUGGUACAGUAGCUUACUCAUCAUUUAAAAAUUAUAUUUACAGAGAGUAUUUGGUUUGGAGGGCUUUUUUAGGUUUUAGAGUUUGGGGUUUUUUUUAUAAAUAAAAUGAUUAUGCUUUGUGGCUAUCCAUCAACAUAAAAGAAAAAAGAAAAAAACACUUCAACUCCUUCCCCCAUUUAGAUUAUUUAUUAACAUAUUUCAAAAAUAAGAUUAGUUAUAUAAAUAAUUUAGAGACAUGACAGUAUUUAUUUUUGGUAUGAUUGGCCCACUAAAUGGACUCUGUGUGCAUUUAUGUUUAAGUCUGCAUGUGUGUGAGAGAGAAAAAUCUAGAGAAGAGGCGCACUUAUGGCUAUUGUUCAAAUACAUAAAGAUAAAUAUAUUUUAAAACAGUCCACAAGAAGGGUAUCAGUCGUUUUCAGAGAAGCUUUUGGAAAUGUGGCUCAUAAAACAGAUACCAUGGUUUGUGCAAACAUGUAGUGGAAGAGGCAGAAUCCUUUCCACCUCUGGCUAUUCCUGGAACCCCAAUCGUCAGGAAAAGCCCUUCAGCUCACCCAUGGCUGCUGUGGCUCCUACCUGGGCUUUCUCUUCUAUGGCUAAGGCCAGUGUACAGACUUUACACAGUACUAGAAGUUCUUGUGCGCUCAGGUGAGAAAAUGCCUGAACCUUGGCUACUUCUUGUUUUAAAGUUCAGCAUUUCGAGUAACUUCAUUUUCCUUCAGAACACUUGGAUUGAAUUCAUUAAGGUUUCUCUGAAGCACACUGAGGGUGCCUUCCUUCCUUAUAGAGCACUAAGUGGAGAUGUUUCCAGAACAGCCCAAGUUUACUCUAGGGACUGGCUCAGGCACUGAACCUCUGAGAUGUGCUAUGGGUGAGGAUAAGGACAGUGGAAUCAGUUUUGUUACAUCUCCAUUUCUCCCUUCCCCUUACUUUCUACAAUUUCCUUUAGGUGGGAAAAAGUAAGAUGUAGGUUUGUUACCAUCGUGUGUUCCUAUAGAUAAAACUAAUUUUUGGCCUAAGUCAGAAAAAGUUGCCAAACCUAAAGUCCUUUUUGAGGGGGAAAUGGCAUAUGCAAUAUUAUAGUAUGUUGGAUAUAUAUGUCCACACAGGGAUUUGGUUUACUGCUUUGUAAAUAAAAGGAAAAACUCUAGGUAUA